Molecule: messenger RNA, 1146 nt
Organism: Dermacentor silvarum
Lineage: Eukaryota; Metazoa; Arthropoda; Arachnida; Ixodida; Ixodidae
Product: la-related protein 7
Exons: 6
Coding region: 184-1128 (314 amino acids)
Biological process (GO): RNA processing
Cellular component (GO): nucleus
Molecular function (GO): mRNA binding
Source: RefSeq, a predicted model, not a curated record
UUUGAUGCGGCGUUGCUAGCACGCUUGUACGGUGUCUCCGCUUGCAUGCUUUGAUAGUUUCACUGGUUUCGUUACUUUUGUCUUGCGUUGUGCUACAACUGCCGCUGUUAUUUGUACCUGUGGGCAACGCGAAGGGAACGUUGUUCGUUUACCUGACUGCAGAUACCGUAGGUACCUACAAACAUGGGAGAAGUCGCGCAGAGCAGCAGUGCAACGUCAUUACAAGACUCGAGUUCGAGCAAAAGCGAGAAAAGAAAAGUGCGCAGGCGAAAGAAGAAACUUUUCAAGAGCAUUCGAGACCAGAUGGAGUUCUACUUCAGCGACGCCAACCUUCGCAAGGACCGUUAUAUGAACGAGCUUGUAAUGAAAGACGAGGAAGGAUACGUGGAUCUCGAGGUGUUCUUGACCUUCCACAAGAUCCGGGCCCUAACUUCAGACGUCAAAGACAUCGCAGGUGCCAUAGCUACAUCGGAGUUGCUCCAGAUGGAUGAGGAGCAGAAGCGGGUGCGACGGUGUGCCGAUUUCACGGCCAAGGCUGAUGUGGAUGAGUGCACUUUGUAUGUUGAGCGGUUACCGCUGCAUGCUGAUCAUGCGUGGCUGAAAGGAGUCUUCAGCCGACAUGGGCAGGUGGUGUACGUAAGCCUUCCACGGUACCGCCACAACAACCGCAUCAAGGGGUUUGCUUUCAUCGAGUUCGCCACACCUGAAGAUGUUGACAGAGCCUGCAAGCACUUUGGCUAUCAAGACGGGAGCAGCAGGCAUCCCGAUGUGGCCGCAGGGCCCACUGCAGUCGCUGAUGAAGUGUUGGAAGACAAAGGAGAGAAGUCUGAAGACGAAGAUGCUCCACCUGCGAAAAGGAGAAGAGAGGGGAGCAGCGAGACAACUGGACAUGUAGCAUUCUCCAUGGACAUCAAGGCAGAUGAGGAUAAGGAGGACGUUGCAACCACUACUGACGCCGAGAGCUCGGACACUGGCACAGCAAAAGGGGAGUUUGAAGUGCCAGGAGGCACUGGAAUGGAACACUCAAUGUUAGUGCAAGCUAAAAGGAAGAAGAAAUUGCGCAAGCGCAAGAAGAAGAUGCAAGAGUCCAAAGAGCAGCAACCCUCAUUAUUAGUGAUGCCAAAGUAAGUAUUUUGUCAGUAUGGA